Molecule: messenger RNA, 1430 nt
Organism: Xenopus tropicalis (tropical clawed frog)
Lineage: Eukaryota; Metazoa; Chordata; Amphibia; Anura; Pipidae
Gene: cxcr3
Product: C-X-C motif chemokine receptor 3
Biological process (GO): chemotaxis; G protein-coupled receptor signaling pathway; signal transduction
Cellular component (GO): membrane; plasma membrane
Molecular function (GO): G protein-coupled receptor activity; chemokine receptor activity
Source: RefSeq, marked provisional
GCCUCAAUGUCAAAUGCACUUCUUUUUUUCCCACAGCUGUACAGACUGAGUUGGCUGGUUGAUGCAAUAUGGCAGAAAACCAGGACGAUUAUUACUCUAGUGACGAUAUAUUUACAGGAUUGCCAAUCAUCCCACCGGGAGCCAGUCCAUGCAAUUAUGAGGUAACCAGCAGAUUCAACAAAUGGUUCAUUCCAGCUACCUUCUUGCUUGUGUUCCUACUGGGUCUGGUAGGGAAUGGACUGGUGCUCUAUGUCCUGAAGAGCAGGCGUUGCUCCUGGCAUUUGUCUGACCACUAUUUGUUCCAUUUGACUCUCUCUGACCUUUUCCUGGGACUAACUUUACCUUUUUGGGCAACACAGUACGCCUAUGGGUGGGUCUUCGGUUCUGUGCCAUGUAAGCUGGUAGGAGCUCUUUUCUCCAUCAACAUGUAUAGUAGCAUUUUCUUCUUAGCCUGCAUUGGACUGAAUCGCUACUUUGCCAUUGUGCAUGCAGUGGAGCUCCAUAGAAAGCAAAGACCCAUCCACACAUUCCUAAUCUGUGCUGUUGUAUGGGCCACCUCGUGCUUGCUCUCAUUGCAAGAGUUUUACUUCCGAGAUGUGGACUUUAUUAAACAAUUGAAAAGUCAUUCUUGUCAUUACAAGUUCGACCCAGAAACUGCUGAUACUUGGAGAACGACCAUUCGGCUUAUUAACCUCAGUCUAGGAUUCCUUCUUCCCCUGUUCCUUAUGUUCUUCUUCUACUGCAGGAUAUUUUGUACUCUUCGAAAGUCCAGACAUGGUCACUCUUACCGAUCUCAAGUGGUUAUUGUGGUGCUGUUGUUUGUCUUUGUGCUAUGCUGGGGACCAUACAAUACAUUAUUGCUUAUUGAUAGUCUACAAAGGUUGGAUGUCAUCGCUCCAAGUUGUCCAUUGUUUCAGAAAUUGGACAUAGGACUGACGGUCACAGAGACUUUAGGACUUUCACACGUAUGCCUGAACCCUUUUAUUUAUGCUUUUGUUGGGGUUAAAUUCAAGAGUGAGCUUUCAAGGCUCUCUAAAAGAGUUUCAGGGAAGGUUAUAAGCUCUGGGGUUACAGGAAGCAAAGAGGAGACAAUAGUCAUAGAAACAAACAAUUCAUAUACUAAAGUCUUUUGAACUGCUUUUAUUAUGGGGUUUUUAAUGCAAAGCUUCUGUUUGUUGCUCUACCUAUUAAGGUGAAACAUGGUUUAACAUGGCAGAAUAAUAUGUAAUAGUAUUUACAGCACUGAAUGACUCUUCAGUUAUAUAGGGCUUCACUGGACCAAAAUGGUAGUCAAGCUACAUGGAAUUGGCCCGGAUAAUUGAAUUUUCAUUGCACUAUGAAGUCUGUUUUAUCACACAUCCCAUGCUGCCUCUACUUGCAAAAGUCCAACUGUGUAUUUUGUAAUAAAUAAUCUUUAGUGUAAAAAUACA